CUUCAAGUGCAUCAUGAGGUUAACAUAGUGACUAUCUCUCUGCAGAUGCAUGCUGUGUAGGAGGGAGAUACUCAGAAAAGGACAUAUCCUGCUAUUGUUUCACAUCUUCCUGGCCGGCUAAGUGUUUGUAUUCCCAAGUAUUCAGAGAUGGCUACCGUUCCUUUCCUCUGCUCUGAAUAUUUGUAUUGCCCGGUCUGCUUGGACCUUUUCCGAGAACCUGUCACCAUCCCUUGUGGGCACACCUUCUGCUUGACAUGUAUUACCCAGUGCUGGUCUCUGCAGGGCAUGCCAGCCUCUUGCCCCCAGUGUCGUUCCUGCUUCCAGCAAGAAUCCUCACCAAGACUCUGCAAGAACAGUAUACUUUCCCAGAUGGUGGAUGACUUCUCCAAGGUGCAAGGAGCCAGUGAGAGGAUGGCGGCUGUGAAUAUCCCAGCCAGGAGUGUGGGAACGCCGUUGAAAACUCAUUAUCACCAAGAUGAGCCAGAAGGAAACAUUGGAAGAGAUGCAAGCAUCAAGUUUUCUAUAUCCAGUAGCAGUUUGGCCCAGGAAAGCAGCAGUACCAAGGUGUAUACUUACCAGGCUAAACCUGUAUACUUAAUAGGAAGCCCACAGGAAUCCUCAGCACCUCUGGCCACAAUCUUCUUUGAUCAGCUGUUACGCCUGGAGACAGAGAGGUUGCCCACUCUGUGUCAGUACACCAAAACCAAUGACGAGGACUGGGAUGAACUGUCACCCUACUCUGCUAACAUUUACUUUUUUACUGUAUGGACCCAGAAUGACCACCAUCCUCAAGAAGAUGGUGGCACUGGCAAACGUGUGGACAAUGAUGGUGAAGGCCUUCUGGAGAGAAGAGAAGAUGUAGGCAUUGUCAGAGAAAUGACUGUGAUCUCCGUUUCGGGAGCCAAGAAGAUAGUGAGUCAGGGGCUGGCUGACAUUGUAAGGAUCCUACAGGCCUCAGGUUUGCGGCUGAUGAAGAUGAUGGAUCAGGCUCAGUGCCAGAUGCUGAAGAACACAGGAAGUCAUGAGCUGGAAGGACUCUCCAUAUCAGUGUCACAACUAGCCCAAGUUGAAGAGCAGCUCGGAGUUCAGGAUACACAGUGGAAUGGACUUUAUGCAGCUGUUACUAAAUUUAAAGAGUGUUUACAGGAGGUGUGUGCAGACCACAUGGGGAGGCUGGUACAACAAGUGUGGACUACACGGAGCAGCUACCCCAUAUCACCACCUAAACUGUGGGGAAUCUCCUUGCAGCCUCUGACCCCACGGACACGAGCCGAGUUCCUUCAGUAUCUCCGAGAAGUCAGCUUGGACCCGGAAACUGCCCAUCACAACUUAUGUCUGACGCAAGGAAACCGCCGAGUUCUGUGCAAGCUGCAGCCUCAGGCUUACUUAGACCACCCCGGGCGCUUUAACCAUUACACCCAAGUACUCGGCAUGGAGCCGAUGGGCCAUGGGAGGCAUUACUGGGAGGUCCACCUGUCUGGAAAUCGAGUAAGCUUAGGUGUGGCCUAUCAUAACAUCUAUCGCAAAGGUCACCAAAGCUACUGCCUGGCUGGCAGGAAUUCAAAGUCUUGGUGCCUGGAAUGGAGCAGCAGCCGCUGUUACGCAUGGCACGAUGGUCAGAGAAUUUUAGUAGCCACAGGACUGCAGGAGAAACUUGGCGUAUUUCUGGACUGGGAUGGGGGUAGUCUGUCCUUCCAUGAGGUAUCAGAUGAUAUGCCUCUUCUUCACCAGUUCCAUGCUUCCUUCAUCCAACCAUUAUAUCCCAUAUUUUAUGUCAGCUGGAACUCUAUCAUGUCCAUUGGGGAAGCGAUGCCAACUCACCACAGUACCCACAACAGACAUUUCCAAAGGCAGAUGUCUGCAGAAUUCUGA
This is a messenger RNA of Nanorana parkeri, 1872 nucleotides long. It is a transcript of the gene TRIM47, whose product is annotated as tripartite motif containing 47. The record is from RefSeq and is a predicted model, not a curated record. The transcript has 7 exons. The coding region runs from base 148 to 1872 and encodes 574 amino acids. Gene Ontology annotation, molecular function: protein binding. NCBI's taxonomy places the organism in Eukaryota, Metazoa, Chordata, Amphibia, Anura, Dicroglossidae.